AUGGUCACCCUCAUCUUACGUUUUGUAAGAGUGAAAGUCCAGCCAGCCUCCACGCGGCCACAACGGAACUUGACAUACACCAUGGGCGCAUCUCAGAGUGAUCAAGGAAAUACCGGCAAAGCAGAUCUCGUCACCAGAAUAAAGUCAAGAGUUGAAAGUGUAGAUCCAGUGAAGGCCAGGGAACUUGGUGGUGUAUUCCUCUUUAACAUCAUCAAAGGAACUUCGGUUUAUUCUUGGACUCUGGAUCUGAACAAGCCGACAGUGUACGAAGGUGAGCCAGAUGAUGACCCUGAUACUACAUUCACUCUCAAUGAACACUACUUCAAACAGCUGGUCUCCGGACGAGAGGAUCCGCGCGUCAUCAUGCAGGCAGGACGCUGCUCAGUCACUGGGGACAUCAUGAGGGCUAUGAAACUUGAACCAUAUAUUAAACUAGAUUAG
Messenger RNA from Danaus chrysippus (African queen), 441 nucleotides. The record is from the annotation of a GenBank genome assembly. NCBI's taxonomy places the organism in Eukaryota, Metazoa, Arthropoda, Insecta, Lepidoptera, Nymphalidae.